UUUUGUUGUGUAGAUCUGCGGCGGACUUCCUUUUCUGACGCAAGCACCCGGCAAGGCUGCUACACGCGUUUUCUGUUGCACCUUUUCCUGCAAAGCUGGAUUUUACAAGUGUUCAGCGCAGACAAAAAUAUAAUAGAAACUUCACAAAAACAUAGAUUGAGAAGUCCUUUCAAAGAUGUCUCGUUUCUUCGCCACUGGGUCAGACAGUGAGUCUGAGGAGUCCUUGUCCUUCGAAGAGGCCCCCCCUAAAGCAUCCGGAGGAAAUUUCAAGCAGUCACUGCUUCUUAGUGACGAUGAAGAGGACACCAAAAGGGUGGUGCGCAGCGCCAAAGACAAAAGGUUUGAGGAGUUGACUAAUUUGAUAAAGACAAUUCGCAACGCCAUGAAGAUCCGUGACAUGGCCAAAUGCUUGGAGGAGUUUGAGCAGUUAUGUCGAGCCUUCCUAAAAAGCAAGAACAUAGUGGACAAAGAGGGUGUCCCUUCUUUUUACAUCCGCCUUUUGGCCGACUUGGAGGACUACUUGAACCAGCUUUGGGAGGAUAAAGAGGGUAAGAAGAAGAUGAACAAAAACAACGCAAAAGCCCUGAGCACACUGCGUCAGAAGAUCCGCAAGUACAACCGAGACUUUGAAGCAGAAAUCACAUCAUAUAAGGAGAACCCACAAGAGUCUGCAGAUGAAGAGGAGGAAAAGGAGGAGGAUGAUUCUGAAGGAUCCUCCUCUGAAAGUGAAGGAGAUGAUGAAGAUGGAGUUUCAGCUAAAUCCUUCUUAAAGAAAAAGCCUGAAGGUGUUUCUGAAGCCAGCAAGUUCCUCAAAAGUGCAAAAGAGUCUGGGGACGAGUCCUCUUCUAGUGAUGAUGAUGAUGACGGUGAGGGCUGGGGGGAAGACACCGAGGAGAGUGGCAGUGAGAGUUCUGGUGAUGAAGAGGGGAAGAGCAAGUCACUGGCCACAGUUUUCCUCAAGAAGACCGCUGGACCCGACAGACCCAGCAUCAAAAAGAGCGAGAAGAAGAAGAAGAUCCAAAAGGUGCGGCUGGAGGAGGAGCAGCUGGAGGGGGAGGGAGAAGAGGGCGACGGACCCUGGGAGAAGGUUAAAGGAGGCGUCCCUCUCCUUAAGGAGAAGCCCAAGAUGUUUGCUAAAGGCACAGAGAUCAACACCGCCGUGGUGGUGAAGAAGCUGAAUGAGAUCCUGCAGGCCAGAGGCAAAAAGGGGACAGACAGGGCCGCUCAGAUCGAUCUCCUUCAUGCUCUUGCUGCCAUUUCUAACGAGAACAACCUGGGACAAGGGAUCCUGGUCAAGAUCAAGUUCAACAUUAUCGCCUCCCUCUACGACUACAACCCCAACCUGGCAGCCUUCAUGAAGCCCGACAUGUGGAAGAAAUGCCUCGAUUGUAUCGACGAGCUGCUGGAUAUUCUGUUUGAGAACAACAACAUCUUCAUCGGGGAGAACAUCGCGGAGGACAGCGAGAACCUGGCCGUCUCUGAGCAGCAGCCUUUCAGGGUUCGUGGUUGUAUCUUAACGCUGGCUGAGAGGAUGGAUGAAGAGUUCACUAAGAUCAUGCAGAACACCGACCCUCAUUCUCAGGAGUAUGUAGACAAUCUGAAAGAUGAAGGCCGGGUUUGUGGAAUCAUCGACCGGCUGCUCAGCUACAUGGAGAACAAGGGCUCCACGGAAGAGAUCUGUCGGGUCUACCUGCGCAGGAUCAUGCACACCUAUUACAAGUUUGACUACAAAGCUCACAGACGCAGCUUGGGCCUCCAGGGAGAGACAAAGUCCGAGCAGGACCAGGAGGAGAGCGAGGGGGAGGACAGCGCUGUGAUCAUGGACCGACUCUGCAAGUUCAUUUACGCCAAGGAUCGCACCGAUCGCAUCCGUACCUGCGCCAUCCUCUGCCACAUUUACCACCACGCCCUCCAUUCACGCUGGUACCAGGCCCGUGACCUGAUGCUCAUGAGCCACCUGCAGGACAACAUCCAGCAUGCUGACCCACCUGUCCAGAUCCUGUACAACAGAACUAUGGUGCAGCUGGGCAUUUGUGCUUUCAGACAGGGCAUGAUCAAAGAUGCCCACAAUGCACUGCUGGACAUCCAGUCAUCGGGCCGAGCCAAAGAGCUGCUGGGUCAGGGUUUACUUAUGAGGAACAUGCAGGAGAGGAAUGCUGAGCAGGAGAAGAUUGAGAAGAGGAGACAAGUCCCGUUCCACAUGCACAUCAACCUGGAGCUGCUGGAGUGUGUGUACCUGGUGUCGGCAAUGCUGUUAGAAAUCCCCUACAUGGCCGCCCAUGAGUUUGACGCUCGCCGCAGGAUGAUCAGCAAGCAGUUCCAUCACCAGCUCAGAGUGGGAGAGAGACAACCGCUGCUGGGACCGCCAGAGAGCAUGAGGGAGCACGUGGUGGCUGCCAGCAAGGCCAUGAAGAUGGGAGACUGGCGCACCUGCCACUCGUUCAUCAUUAAUGAGAAGAUGAACAGUAAAGUGUGGGACCUGUUUCCUGAGACGCAACGAGUACGAGAGAUGCUCGUCAGGAAGAUCCAGGAGGAGUCUCUGAGGACGUACCUGUUCACGUACAGCAGUGUUUAUGACUCCAUCAGCAUGCAGACGCUGUCUGAGAUGUUUGAGCUGGAGAUCCCAACGGUCCACAGCAUCAUCAGCAAGAUGAUCAUCAACGAGGAGCUGAUGGCAUCUCUGGACCAGCCCACACAGACGGUGGUGAUGCACCGCACAGAGCCCACCUCCCUGCAGAACAUGGCUCUGCAGCUGGCGGAGAAACUGGGCAGCCUGGUGGAGAACAACGAGCGCAUCUUCGACCUCAAACAGGGCGUCUACGGAGGAUACUUCAACAGAGAUCAGAAAGGUGGUUACCAGCAGAAGCAGUCGUACCAGAGAGAUCAGAAAGGCUCCUACCAGCAGAAGCAGGGUGGAUACCAGCGAGGCGGCUACAGGAACCAGAACCAAGGCGGCUACUGAUGUUGGAUCUCAGUUUUUCCCACCGAGCGUCGUCUUCAUUCCUCAACAGCACCAUAACCCGAGCUCACAGUCAGAACUGUACACACCUGAUCCUCACACUGCUGAAGAGGCAGCAGCUCAUGUCAACUAACUCUGACAGAAGGAAAUAAAGUAAAUAAUAAAGUUUG
This is a messenger RNA of Nothobranchius furzeri (turquoise killifish), 3129 nucleotides long. RefSeq names its product eukaryotic translation initiation factor 3, subunit C (gene eif3c). Gene Ontology annotation, molecular function: translation initiation factor binding; RNA binding; translation initiation factor activity. NCBI's taxonomy places the organism in Eukaryota, Metazoa, Chordata, Actinopteri, Cyprinodontiformes, Nothobranchiidae. The record is from RefSeq and is a predicted model, not a curated record. Gene Ontology annotation, biological process: translational initiation. Gene Ontology annotation, cellular component: eukaryotic translation initiation factor 3 complex.